CGCAGUUGCCGCGCGAGCUUUACGCGAGUGAGUAGUGGCCGGCAGCGCAGCAGCGGUCAAUCGUUAUAUACAUAUAUAUCCACGCCACGCGCUACCCCCAGCUGGUCGCAAGCGUGGAUAUGCCACCAAGGACUGCGGCGCGGCGUCGCGAGUCCAGUGGAAUGCCGCGGCGACGCUUGUCGAGCUGCCGCUGCAAAGCCAAGAGGCAUCAGUGAGCAACCGCUCAGCAGCCAGCAUGGGCGCCAAUCAAUCAGCAAGAACUCUGCCCAGCCCGGGCGAGGAAGUGAAUUUCGACCACUUUCAAAUACUGCGGGCCAUCGGCAAGGGGAGCUUUGGCAAGGUGUGUAUAGUGCAAAAAAGAGACCGCGCUGGCAAUAUGUACGCGAUGAAGUACGUACGGAAGGGCGAGUGCGCGGAGCGCGGUGCUCUGAAGAAUGUCGCUCGCGAGGUUGAAAUCCUCUCGCGGCUGGAGCAUCCCUGCCUCGUCAAUUUGUGGUUCAGCUUUCAAGAUGAGGAAGAUUUGUUCAUGGUAUCGGAUUUGCUGCUCGGCGGGGAUUUAAGAUAUCACUUACAGCAAGACGUUCAGUUCAGCGAAGAGAGCGUCAUUCUGUUCAUUGCGGAAAUAGCAUUGGCGCUCGAUUACCUGCAAAAGAACCGCAUUGUCCAUCGGGACAUCAAGCCAGAUAAUAUCUUGUUGGACGAGGAAGGCCACGCCCACGUGACGGACUUCAACAUCGCGGCGACGCUGAAGAAUGACCAGCUGGCUACGUCGAUGUCCGGCACCAAGCCAUACAUGGCCCCAGAGAUCUACAAAUGCGCUUGCGAAGAGUAUGGUGUACUAGGCUAUGGUUUCGCGGUAGACUGGUGGAGCCUCGGAGUGUUGGCGUGGGAAACAUUGGCAGGUUGCAGACCAUUCGCGAUUCACGCGUCGACGACUCACCGCGAAGCUUUGGCCUUGCUAACCGAGCGUCCCGAAGCACCAAAUCGAUGGUCUCGUGGCACUCGUGAGGUGAUUCAACAUUUGUUAGCGGUCGAGCCUCUUGAGAGGUGCACCACACUGAAGGAGCUCAAACAGCUGGGACUAAUGUCCAAUUUGGACUUUGACGCCGUGCUGAAUAAAAAAAUCAAGCCGAUGUUUACACCACCCAAGGACCAUCUCAACUGCGAUCCCACCUUCGAGCUCGAGGAAAUGAUCGUCGAAACCAAACCGCUUCACAAAAAGAAGAAGAGAUUGGCUAAACAGAGGUCGCUAAAGGCCGAGUCUCUGGCGGACGAGUCGCCGGUGGCGGCGGCAGGCGCUCAGCACUCGGUCGGCGACGCAGCCUCGCUGGCCGAGGAGCAGCGUCGACUUGCCUUCAUUCCCGAGUACCGCGUGUACAACCGGGAACGCGAGCUCGAGCGGCUGGAGCGAGAGCGCAAGGAGCGGCUGUGGGAGGAGGAGCUCAACACUGCCAUGAGCCAAGCGGCACCAGCUGACGAGCCCGACGCCGAUGUGGUCGAGCAGCAGCCCCAACGCGGAUCAAGAGCGCAGUCGCCUCAGCAGCAGCCUCAUCCAGUGAAGGAGGAAGCGAGCCGAUUGAGCGUCUCGACGGCGAGCGUGAGGGCACGCAUUUGCAGCUCGCCGGCUCAUCGCCGCGACGACCAGCAGCAGCCGCCUGCACUCGACUACAUCGACGCGAGCCCCGAGGCGUCGACCUCUUAGGGCACGCCCAGGCCCGCAGGCCUCUAUUGUUCUUGCCUCUGUCCCAGGCCGCAGCCGCGAUGACUAAAUGCAAGCUGCUACGGAGCCCUGUGUCCCGAUUAUUAUUGACCCGAAUCGUGGCUUCGCGCGCGCGCCUCUUCCCUGCUCUGCUCGGGCUCGUCCUGUAUUUUUGCUUUUGCCUCCGAGCGCGACAGUGAAACGCGACGACACUCCCGAGGACUCUACAGCGACAAAAGAUUAUCCGAUCGCGCUCGUGAAAUCAAAUGACCAAAUAUAUUGCACGAAAUAAACGAACAUAAACGUAUAAGAUUAUACUUGUAAAGCAAAACAAAUCACUCAAUCAAAAGACACGAUUAGCAAAUUAUAGUAGGUGGAUUAGUGCAAAUGUAAAUAUUUAAAGGAUAAUUUAGAGGGUACAUUUUACAAAAAGUUACUGCCUCAGAUAUCUCGAUCCUUAAUGCGAUACAUUAGAACGGAAAUGAUGUGUACAUCCUUCUGCGCGUGAUUGUUGCAUUUUUCAUCGAAAUAUAUUCAUUUACAUACUCAAUUAUGUUGCAACACAUAGUUUAUCGACAAAUUUUCAUUACAUGAAUAAUCAAAUUUUCAUUAUAUAAAUAAAUUUAAAUACAGUAACUUCGUAAAAUAAGUAGUGACGUAUAUUACAAGAACUCUAUUUAUAUUUCAGAUACCAAAUAAUCUUUUACAUUUUUUCUUGGAAAAUACAAUUGGUAUUAUGGAAAUACAGAAAGUAGUUUAGUAAACGAGUUAAUAAAUUAAAUAGUAAAGACUAAAUGUUUAUUGAAUCACAGUCUAAUAUAAAUUAAAUUGUUACUAAGUCACCAUGGCUGAUGUCUAUGAAUAACUUUAUUACUAUAUAGAUGAAUUGUUAUAACUUGAAAUCAAAUUUAUAGUUUCCUUUCGCCAAUUUAACGCAUCAUCUUUUCUAAUAAGAUCAAUCGGCAAUUGAUACUUAUUAGUAUUUUACAAUGCAAAAUGCCUUUUAAGUUUUACAUUUGAAAAAAUUCAAAUUUCAAUCUGCCUUAACGUAAUGAAUUACAAAAUACAAAUAAUAUAUCGAUUACAUAGAAAUAUAUGUAUUUAUCAAUGGAAAAAUUAAUCAACAAAGUAAAAGUAGUUUUCUAACAUUUCGUCCAAUAGCUAUAUGAGUUUAUUUCUUACUAUAAACCAUUGAAAGGUCAACAGAAUUAAUCUAUUGUAGCACAAAAACUAAUCUUUAUUAAGUCUGAAAUAACUUUUCUGUUAUACUGAAACUUGAAGGAUAGAAAUUAUACAAGAGUUUUUUAAAUGGUGAUAAAUGUAUUUUGAGUCUUACAACAAUCAACUCAAAGUUAGCUAUGUAAAUUUUAAUAUUGUUGAAAAGAAUAACGUAAUUGAACACUUUUUGAGUGACAAAAGAAUGAUAAAAUUAUAGUUGGUAUUGUAAUUAUUCUUAAACCUAUAUAUACGAAACAUUAUAAUUGAACUAUUGAUGUAAAACCCUAAUUUACGUUUAUACUUCAUAGUUAAAGAUAUAUGUUUAGUGAAUACAAUAUUUUUGAGAAACAUUGAAUUAAAUGUUUCGAAUUUUAUUAAAUUCAUUAGUAUUCAAAUAAUACAACUAAUUUUUUCUUUUUUGAUAUCAAAGCAAUUGUGUUGUAUUAUACGAAAUAAAUUGUGUAUAUUUAUCAUCGCAUUUAAUAUAACAGUCUUCCGUUGAGAUACACAUUUGGAACUUUAGAAUAGCAAUACAUGAUAAAUUUGUAAAAAAUUGAACGCACAUUUUUCACUAAUAGCUUAUAUUGGAGGUUUUAUAAAAUGGAUAGCAUAAACGGGUGUAAACAAAACAUCUUAUAUUUUUAUCGUAUAUUUUAAUUUAUAUUUUCUCAAUAUUCUCUGUGUGAUUUAUCAUUUGAUGUAUAUAUUUUCUUUUAAAUUGAUGAAUGAUAGAAGACUGUGAUUUUAUUACAAGGUAUCUGAAUUAUUUAAUUGGAUCAAACUUUUUGAUUUUAUUCCUUCUACAAAAAAAACCGAGUUUAUUUUUAUACAACGUUCAAUAAUUUGAAGCCCAAAUUUAAAUAGCUUGUUAAAUAUAAUUUUUCCAGGUCAUAGAUAAUGUUUUUGGGAAGCCACUUCAAAAAUUAACACGGCAACUCAAUAGUUAUCUAUCUGUAAUAUUUUCACACAGGAAUUUACAAGAGGAAAUUACUGAGCUUGUAGCCAGAAAAUUUUUGGUCUCGGAUAAGUUAUUAUUAUUGAAAAGUGACUGUCAUUUCAGAAAAAUGAUUGUUCUUGUAUUUGUCAAAAUGGUGCCGUUAGUACAUGUUAUGUUGAUACAGAUAUUAAAAUGCAAAAUGAUGUU
Phymastichus coffea is the source of this 4061-nucleotide messenger RNA. RefSeq names its product serine/threonine-protein kinase 32A. Gene Ontology annotation, biological process: G protein-coupled receptor signaling pathway; protein phosphorylation; regulation of signal transduction. The transcript is spliced from 9 exons. Gene Ontology annotation, molecular function: ATP binding; G protein-coupled receptor kinase activity; G protein-coupled receptor binding. The coding region runs from base 236 to 1702 and encodes 488 amino acids. Lineage: Eukaryota; Metazoa; Arthropoda; Insecta; Hymenoptera; Eulophidae. The record is from RefSeq and is a predicted model, not a curated record.